Messenger RNA from Oryctolagus cuniculus (rabbit), 13834 nucleotides. The record is from RefSeq and is a predicted model, not a curated record. NCBI's taxonomy places the organism in Eukaryota, Metazoa, Chordata, Mammalia, Lagomorpha, Leporidae.
UUCUGAUAGAAUGAAUUACAGAUUACAUUGGGGGAAGACCCCCAGUCUUACUCUGUAGUUUUAAGUCCUGAGUGUGAGAUUUCUUCCUGUGCUGAGAUGGCCUCAAAUCUCCUGCAGACAGAUUGAAACCUCCCCAGACCUCCUGUCAGACUUGUGUCUGUUCUUGUUGCUGCUGGGUGUGCUUCUCACUGUUGUGUCUUUGAACACCAUGGGCUCGGACCUGCUGGUGACUGUGCCCUGUGUGAUGUGGCUUGUGGUUGCUGUUGCUAUGGAGACGCAGCAUCUGCUGGGUUGUGGGGCAUCUGCAGAGAGUGGUUCUGUUGUUUGGUUCUGUUGCUUGGCCCAGGAGUGUGCUGCCUUGGCCUCAGGCUUCUUGAAUUCUCCUGAGCAUGUGGUAUGAACCCUCUCAGUAUGUGGUGUGAACAUUCCUGUGCAUGUGGUGUGAACACUUCCGAACAUGGGGUAUGAACACUCUCAGCAUGUGGUGUGAAUACUCCUAAACAUGUGUGAACACUCCUGAGCAUGUGGUGUGAAGACUGCUGAGCGUGUGGUGUGAACCCUGUCAGCAUGUGGUGUGAACACUCCUCAGCAUGUGGUGUUAACACUCUAAGCAUGUGGUGUGAACACUCUCAGCAUGUGGUAUGAACACUCCUGAGCUUGUAGUUGAACCCUCCCAGCAUGUGGUGUUAACACUCUCAGCAUGUAAUGUGAACCCUGUCAGUUUGUGGUGUGAACACUCUCAGCAUGUGGUGUGAACACUCCUAAACAUGUGGUGUGAACACUCCUGAGUAUGUGGUAUGAAACCUGUCAGCCUGUGGUGUGAAGACUCCUAAGCAUGUGGUGUGAACAUUCCUGAGCAUGUGGCAUGAACCCUCCAAGCAUGCAGUGUGAACUCAGUCCCAAAGACUGUGAACUACACAGUCUUGGGUUCUAGCUCAUGUCAGGGUUCAGCUUUUCUCAGGGACAGAAGCUCCUCAUUGCUUCUGUUUGCUGUGGAGGUGGCCCUCUGAGGUUUAUUACUGAAGUGAGAGUCAGCUCUGCCAGUGCCCAGCCUUAGUCCAAUUUCUGCUCAUAGAAGUUGUUGCUUGCUCUUCAAAGGGAACUAAAAUUCACCAGCUAGGGUGGGCCUGUGGCACAGCAGUGAGGACACUGGGUGUGCACGUCCUGUCUCAGAGUGUGUGCGUGAGUCCCAGCUCAGCGCCCUGCUGAUAUGUACCCUGAGAGGUGGCAGUGAGGACACUGGGUGUGCACGUCCUGUCUCAGAGUGUGUGCGUGAGUCCCAGCUCAGCGCCCUGCUGAUGCACACCCUGAGAGGUGGCAGUGAGGACACUGGGUGUGCACGUCCUGUCUCAGAGUGUGUGCGUGAGUCCCAAAUCAGCGCCCUGCUGAUGCAUACCCUGAGAGGUGGCAGUGAGGACACUGGGUGUGCAUGUCCUGUCUCAGGGUGUGUGCGUGAGUCCCAGCUCAGCGCCCUGCUGAUGCACACCCUGAGAGGUGGCAGUGAGGACACUGGGUGUGCACGUCCUGUCUCAGAGUGUGUGCGUGAGUCCCAGCUCAGCGCCCUGCUGAUAUGUACCCUGAGAGGUGGCAGUGAGGACACUGGGUGUGCACGUCCUGUCUCAGAGUGUGUGCGUGAGUCCCAGCUCAGCGCCCUGCUGAUAUGUACCCUGAGAGGUGGCAGUGAGGACACUGGGUGUGCAUGUCCUGUCUCAGGGUGUGUGCGUGAGUCCCAAAUCAGCGCCCUGCUGAUGCACACCCUGAGAGGUGGCAGUGAGGACACUGGGUGUGCACGUCCUGUCUCAGAGUGUGUGUGUGAGUCCCAGCUCAGCGCCCUGCUGAUAUGUACCCUGAGAGGUGGCAGUGAGGACACUGGGUGUGCACGUCCUGUCUCAGAGUGUGUGCGUGAGUCCCAGCUCAGCGCCCUGCUGAUGCACACCCUGAGAGGUGGCAGUGAGGACACUGGGUGUGCACGUCCUGUCUCAGAGUGUGUGCGUGAGUCCCAGCUCAGCGCCCUGCUGAUGCACACCCUGAGAGGUGGCAGUGAGGACACUGGGUGUGCAUGUCCUGUCUCAGAGUGUGUGCGUGAGUCCCAGCUCAGCGCCCUGCUGAUGCACACCCUGAGAGGUGGCAGUGAGGACACUGGGUGUGCACGUCCUGUCUCAGAGUGUGUGCGUGAGUCCCAGCUCAGCGCCCUGCUGAUAUGUACCCUGAGAGGUGGCAGUGAGGACACUGGGUGUGCACGUCCUGUCUCAGAGUGCGUGAGUCCCAGCUCAGCGCCCUGCUGAUGCACACCCUGAGAGGCGCAGGUGAUGGCUCAUGUAGUUGAGUUGCUGGCUACCUUUUGGAAAACAGGAUUGAGUUCCCAGCUUGUGGCAUCAGCCUGGCUCGGUCCCUGCUACUGUGGGCAUUUAGGGAAUGAACCAGCUGGUGGAAGAUCUAUCCACCUCUGUUUUUCAAAUAAAUAGAAAUAAGUAAAGAGAAAUGAAAACAUACUCCUAUAGUCUACCUAGUUUUUCUGAAAAUUUAUUGCCAGAGGUUUUUCUUAUUCUGACAUCUUGUCAGAGUGACUUUUCAAAGGAAAUAAGAUAAGAGAGCAUGAGCUAUUCUCUGGGAUGGGCAUGCACAGACACAUACAUACACACACACAGUGCACACACAUGCACACACUCAAUGUAUACAUCUACAUCUACACAACAUACCUACAAGCACACACAAUACACACAAUACACACACAUGCACAUAUACAUGCAUGCACAACUCAACACGUACACACAAACGUGUACACACAUGUAUUCACAGUACACAAGGCAUGUUUGGGGAGUGGUGAACAGCCUGUGCUACUGAGGCAGUGGGGGUCCUUCUGGGGAUGCGUGGGGUGGCAGCUAGAAUGUAGGCACCAGAGUGUUCCAUCACUCACUAGUUGCACAAGCUCAGUCUGCUGAUGACUCCUAUCAGAUGCAGCUCUGGGCUCCCUGUGCCGCAGGGGCAGGGUCAGCUCAGUGCGGUGGUGUGUGUGGUGGCACCCGAGCAGGGGCUGAGGCAGAGCCCGUCCGCACUCCUGAGCAGAAGGAUGGCUCGCUUCGGGGAGGCGGCGGCCGGCAGGCCUGCCUCAGGCGAGGGAGAUUCGGACCAGGGCAGGAACCUGCCAGGAACGCCCGUGCCGGCCUCGGGGUCCGCGGCCGCCUACAAGCAGUCGAAGGCGCAGAGGGCGCGCACCAUGGCCCUGUACAACCCCAUUCCCGUCCGGCAGAACUGCUUCACGGUGAACAGAUCCCUGUUCAUCUUUGGAGAAGACAACAUUGUCAGGAAGUACGCCAAGAAGCUCAUCGACUGGCCGCCGUUCGAGUACAUGAUCCUGGCCACCAUCAUCGCCAACUGCAUCGUCUUGGCCCUGGAGCAGCACCUGCCUGAGGACGACAAGACCCCAAUGUCCCGCCGACUGGAGAAGACAGAGCCCUACUUCAUUGGGAUCUUCUGCUUUGAGGCUGGAAUCAAGAUCGUGGCCCUGGGGUUCAUCUUCCACAAGGGCUCCUACCUCCGCAAUGGCUGGAACGUCAUGGACUUCAUCGUGGUCCUCAGUGGCAUCCUGGCCACGGCGGGGACCCACUUCAACACGCACGUGGACCUGAGGACCCUGCGCGCCGUGCGUGUUCUGCGGCCCUUGAAGCUGGUGUCCGGCAUCCCCAGCCUGCAGAUCGUGCUCAAGUCCAUCAUGAAGGCCAUGGUGCCCCUGCUGCAGAUCGGCCUCCUGCUCUUCUUUGCCAUCCUCAUGUUUGCCAUCAUCGGCCUCGAGUUCUACAGCGGGAAGCUGCACCGUGCCUGUUUUGUGAACAAUUCAGGUGUUCUGGAAGGAUUUGACCCCCCUCACCCGUGUGGCGUGCAGGGCUGUCCGGCCGGUUACGAGUGCAAGGACUGGAUCGGCCCCAACGACGGGAUCACGCAGUUCGACAACAUCCUCUUCGCGGUGCUCACCGUCUUCCAGUGCAUCACCAUGGAGGGCUGGACAACCGUGCUGUACAAUACCAAUGAUGCCUUAGGAGCCACCUGGAACUGGCUGUACUUCAUCCCCCUCAUCAUCAUCGGAUCCUUCUUUGUGCUCAACCUGGUCCUGGGAGUGCUCUCCGGGGAGUUUGCCAAAGAGAGAGAGCGAGUGGAGAACCGCAGAGCCUUCAUGAAGCUGCGGCGUCAGCAGCAGAUCGAGCGCGAGCUGAACGGCUACCGGGCCUGGAUAGACAAAGCAGAGGAAGUCAUGCUUGCUGAGGAAAACAAAAACUCGGGGACGUCAGCCUUGGAAGUGCUCCGCAGGGCAACCAUCAAGCGGAGCCGCACGGAGGCCAUGACCCGUGACUCCAGUGACGAGCACUGUGUCGACAUUUCUUCUGUGGGCACUCCUCUCGCCCGAGCCAGCAUCAAGAGCGCCAAGGUGGACGGGGCCUCCUAUUUCCGGCACAAGGAACGGCUCCUGCGCAUCUCCGUGCGCCAUGCAGUCAAGUCCCAGGUGUUUUACUGGAUUGUACUGAGCCUCGUGGCUCUCAACACAGCCUGCGUGGCCAUCGUCCACCACAACCAGCCCCAGUGGCUCACCCACCUCCUCUACUACGCAGAGUUCCUGUUCCUGGGCCUGUUCCUCCUGGAGAUGUCCCUGAAGAUGUACGGCAUGGGCCCACGCCUCUACUUCCACUCCUCCUUCAAUUGCUUCGACUUCGGGGUUACAGUGGGCAGCAUCUUCGAAGUGGUCUGGGCGAUCUUCAGGCCUGGCACAUCUUUUGGAAUCAGCGUCUUGAGAGCCCUGCGGCUUCUGAGAAUAUUUAAAAUAACCAAGUACUGGGCCUCCCUGCGGAAUCUGGUCGUCUCCCUGAUGAGCUCCAUGAAGUCCAUCAUCAGCCUGCUCUUCCUCCUCUUCCUCUUCAUCGUGGUCUUUGCUCUCCUUGGCAUGCAGCUGUUUGGAGGCAGGUUUAACUUCAAUGAUGGGACGCCCUCGGCCAAUUUCGACACCUUCCCUGCCGCCAUCAUGACAGUGUUCCAGAUCCUAACCGGUGAGGACUGGAAUGAGGUCAUGUACAACGGGAUCCGCUCCCAGGGCGGGGUCAGCUCGGGCAUGUGGUCAGCUGUCUACUUCAUUGUGCUCACCUUGUUUGGAAACUACACACUGUUGAAUGUGUUCUUGGCCAUCGCCGUGGACAAUCUGGCCAAUGCCCAGGAGCUGACCAAGGAUGAGCAGGAGGAAGAGGAGGCCUUCAACCAGAAGCAUGCCCUGCAGAAGGCCAAGGAGGUCAGCCCAAUGUCUGCACCCAACGUGCCCUCCAUCGAAAGAGACAGGAGGAGAAGACACCACAUGUCGAUGUGGGAGCCGCGCAGCAGCCACCUGAGGGAGCGCCGGCGCCGGCACCACAUGUCAGUGUGGGAGCAGCGGACAAGCCAGCUACGGAGGCACAUGCAGAUGUCCAGCCAGGAAGCCCUCAACAAGGAGGAGGCCCCCCCGAUGAACCCCCUCAACCCGCUCAACCCCCUGAGCCCCCUCAACCCGCUCAACGCCCACCCCAGCCUCUACAGGAGACCCAGGCCCAUGGAGGGCCUGGCCCUGGGCCUGGAGAAGUGUGAGGAGGAGCAUGUCAGCCGUGGCGGGUCCCUCAAGGGGGCCCUGGACUGCCAGAGGAGCCCCUUGUCGCUGGGCAGACGGGAGCCGCCAUGGCUGGCCAGGCCCUGUCACGGAAACUGUGAGCCGGCGCUGCAGGAAACAGCUGGGGGAGAGACCGUGGUCACCUUCGAGGACCGGGCCAGGCACAGGCAGAGCCAGCGGCGCAGCCGGCAUCGGCGAGUCCGGACGGAAGCCAAGGAAUCCUCCUCGGCCUCCCGGAGCAGGUCUGUCAGCCAGGAGCGGAGCCUGGAUGAGGGGGCGUCGACAGAGGGCGAGAGAGACCACGAAGCCCGGGGCAGCCAUGGCGGCAAAGAACCAACAAUCCACGAAGAAGAGAGAGCCCAGGACUUGCGCAGGACAGACAGUCUGAUGGUACCCAAAGGCUCAGGGCUGGCUGGAGGCCUGGAUGAGGCCGGCACACCCCUCGUCCUGUCCUCACCCGAGGGUGUGGGGAAAGAGGCAGCACCCACAGAGCAGCAUGCAGAUGGCAGCGGUGAGCCGGCCCUGCUGGGGCACGUGCAGCUGGACGUGGGCCGGGCCAUCAGCCAGAGUGAGCCCGACCUCUCCUGCGUCACGGCCACCACAGACAAGGUCACCACCGAGAGCACCGAUGUCACCGUGGCCAUCCCCGACGCGGAGCCCCUGGUGGAUUCAACGGUUGUGCACAUCGGCAACAAGACGGAUGGAGAAGCCAGUCCCUUCCAGGAGGCUGAGAUGAAGGAGGCCGAGCAGGAGACAGAAAAGCAGAAGAAGAAGGAGAGGCCAGCAAGCGGCAAAGCCAUGGUGCCCCACAGUUCCAUGUUUAUCUUCAGCACCAGCAACCCGAUCCGGAGGGCCUGCCACUACGUGGUGAACCUGCGCUACUUUGAGAUGUGCAUCCUGCUGGUGAUCGCGGCCAGCAGCAUCGCCCUGGCGGCUGAGGACCCGGUGCUGACCAACUCGGAGCGCAACAGAGUCCUGCGUUAUUUCGACUACGUGUUCACUGGCGUGUUCACCUUUGAGAUGGUCAUCAAGAUGAUAGACCAGGGCUUGAUCCUGCAGGACGGGUCCUACUUCCGAGACCUGUGGAACAUCCUGGACUUCGUGGUGGUGGUCGGUGCACUGGUGGCCUUCGCGCUGGCGAAUGCUUUGGGGACCAACAAGGGGCGCGACAUCAAGACCAUCAAGUCGCUGCGUGUGCUUCGUGUGCUGCGGCCCCUGAAGACCAUCAAGCGCCUGCCCAAGCUGAAGGCCGUCUUUGACUGCGUGGUGACCUCCUUGAAGAACGUCUUCAACAUCCUCAUCGUGUACAAGCUCUUCAUGUUCAUCUUCGCUGUCAUCGCAGUGCAGCUUUUCAAGGGAAAGUUCUUUUACUGCACGGACAGCUCCAAGGACACGGAGAAGGAGUGCAUAGGCAACUAUGUGGAUCAUGAGAAAAACAAGAUGGAAGUGAAGGGCCGUGAAUGGAAGCGCCACGAGUUCCACUACGACAACAUCAUCUGGGCUCUGCUGACCCUCUUCACCGUGUCCACGGGGGAAGGCUGGCCUCAGGUUCUGCAGCACUCUGUGGACGUGACCGAGGAGGACCGAGGCCCGAGCCGCAGCAACCGCAUGGAGAUGUCCAUCUUCUACGUGGUGUACUUCGUGGUCUUCCCCUUCUUCUUCGUCAACAUCUUUGUGGCCCUCAUCAUCAUCACUUUCCAAGAGCAGGGGGACAAGAUGAUGGAGGAGUGCAGCCUGGAGAAGAACGAGAGAGCAUGCAUCGACUUCGCCAUCAGUGCCAAGCCACUCACCCGCUACAUGCCGCAGAACCGGCACACAUUUCAGUACCGCGUGUGGCACUUCGUGGUGUCCCCAUCCUUUGAGUACACCAUCAUGGCCAUGAUCGCCUUGAACACCGUCGUGCUGAUGAUGAAGUACUACUCUGCCCCCUGCACCUACGAGCUGGCCCUGAAGUACCUGAACAUCGCCUUCACCAUGGUGUUCUCCCUGGAGUGUGUCCUGAAGGUCAUCGCUUUUGGCUUCGUGAACUAUUUCCGUGACACCUGGAAUAUCUUCGACUUCAUCACUGUGAUUGGCAGCAUCACGGAGAUCGUCCUGACUGACAGCAAGCUGGUGAACACCACGGGCUUCAACAUGAGCUUCCUGAAGCUGUUCCGGGCCGCGCGGCUCAUCAAGCUGCUGCGCCAGGGCUACACCAUCCGCAUCCUGCUCUGGACCUUCGUGCAGUCCUUCAAGGCCCUGCCCUACGUCUGCCUGCUGAUCGCCAUGCUCUUCUUCAUUUAUGCCAUCAUCGGGAUGCAGGUCUUCGGAAACAUCAGACUAGAUGAAGAGAGCCACAUCAACCGGCACAACAACUUCCGCAGUUUCUUCGGGUCCCUCAUGUUGCUCUUCAGGAGUGCCACGGGGGAGGCCUGGCAGGAGAUCAUGCUGUCGUGCCUGGGGGAGAAGGGCUGUGAGCCGGACACCACCGCGCCCUCCGGCCAGCAGGAGAGUGAGCGCUGCGGCACUGACCUCGCCUACGUCUACUUUGUCUCCUUCAUCUUCUUCUGCUCCUUCCUGAUGCUCAACCUGUUCGUAGCCGUCAUCAUGGACAACUUUGAGUACCUGACGCGGGACUCCUCCAUCCUGGGGCCGCACCACCUGGACGAGUUCGUGCGUGUCUGGGCAGAGUAUGACCGGGCCGCAUGUGGCCGCAUCCAUUACACUGAGAUGUACGAAAUGCUGACUCUCAUGUCGCCGCCGCUAGGCCUCGGCAAGAGAUGCCCCUCCAAAGUGGCAUAUAAGAGGUUGGUGCUGAUGAACAUGCCGGUGGCCGAGGACAUGACGGUCCACUUCACGUCCACGCUCAUGGCCCUGAUCCGCACAGCCCUGGACAUCAAGAUUGCCAAAGGGGGUGCAGACCGGCAACAGCUGGACUCAGAGCUGCAGAAGGAGACCCUGGCCAUCUGGCCCCACCUGUCCCAGAAGAUGCUGGACCUGCUGGUGCCCAUGCCCAAAGCCUCUGACCUGACUGUGGGCAAAAUCUACGCAGCGAUGAUGAUCAUGGACUAUUACAAACAGAGCAAGGUGAAGAAGCAGAGGCGGCAGCUGGAGGAGCAGAAAAACGCACCCAUGUUCCAGCGCAUGGAGCCCUCCUCUCUGCCCCAGGAAAUCAUCGCCAACGCCAAGGCCCUGCCCUGCCUCCCGCAGGGCCCCCCUGCAGGCCUGGGUGGCCGGAGUGGAUGCCCUGCGAUGAGCCCGCUCUCCCCACAGAUCUUCCAGCUGACCUGCAUGGACCCGGCAGACGACGACGGGCAGUUCCAGGAGCAGCGAUCUCUGGAGCCAGAGGUUAGUGCGUUAGAAACCGUGCAGUCUGCUAACCGUGGCACCCGCCUUCCUCCGGACACCCAGGAGCAUGCGGGAGCUGGGAGGGCCUCCUCCAUGCCGCGUCUGACUGUGGACCCCCAGGUGGUGACAGACCCGGGCUCGAUGAGACGCUCCUUCUCCACCAUCCGGGAUAAGCGCUCCAGCUCCUCCUGGCUCGAGGAGUUCUCCAUGGAGAGGAGCAGCGACAACACCUACAAGUCCCGGCGCCGCAGCUACCACUCGUCUCUGCGGCUGUCGGCGCACCGCCUCAACUCGGACUCGGGUCACAAGUCUGACACCCACCGUUCUGGGGGCAGAGAGCGGGGGCGGUCAAAGGAGCGGGAACAUCUUCUGUCCGCCGACGUGUCCCGCUGCAGUUCUGAGGAACGAGGAGCCCAGGCGGACUGGGACUCCCCAGAGCGCCAUCCAUCCAGGUCCCCCAGCGAGGGCCGGUCACAGAGCCCCAGCAGACAGGGCACGGGUUCCCUGAGCGAGAGCUCCAUUCCCUCCGUCUCGGACACCAGCACCCCCAGACACAGCCGCCGGCAGCUGCCGCCUGUCCCGCCGAAGCCACGGCCACUCCUCUCCUACAGUUCCCUGAAGCAGCAGCCCAGCAACUUCUCUCCACCAGCCGACGGGAGCCAGGGGGGCUCCCUGCUGGCCUCCCCGGCCCUGGAGAGCGCCCAGGUCGGCCUCCCUGAGUCCUCUGACUCCCCGCGCCGCGCCCAGGGCUCCCAUGCCUCCCCCCAGCGCUACAUCUCGGAGCCCUACCUGGCGCUGCACGAGGACUCCCACGCCUCGGACUGCGGCGAGGAGGAGACGCUCACCUUCGAGGCAGCAGUGGCCACCAGCCUCGGCCGCUCCAACACCAUCGGCUCAGCCCCGCCCCUGCGGCACAGCUGGCAGAUGCCCAAUGGGCACUAUCGGCGGCGCCGGCGUGGGGGGCCCGGGGCGGGCGCCCUGUGUGGCGCUGUGGGCGACCUGCUGAGUGACACUGAGGAGGACAAGUGCUAGAGGCCGCUCCCCUCCGAUGCAUGCUCCUGCCUCACUCGGAGAAAACCAAGCUGCAUUGGGAAGCCAGUGCGGCCCGGGGGGGAGGAGGAGGGGGAGCAGGACACAGGCUGCGGAGCUGGGACGCAGGAGGGUGCAGGGGAGCCAGGCUCAGCCUGGAGCUCCAGUUCCCCUCGCAAGGCAGCGGUGGCUGUCUCUUUGCUGCGGAGAGAGGUGCAGGGACACGGGGGCUUAUUCCCAGGGGAAGGGAGGGUCUGGCGGCUUCCCCUUGGCCCUUCCCGCUCUCCUAAGAGCAGUGGAGGGAGCUGGCUGGCCCGAGUCUGCGUGUGCUGCCCCAGGCAGCAGUGGGGACCGCAGGAGGAAGGUGUCCUCCUGCACCCGCACCAGGGCUGUGGCUGGCCUUGCCGAGACAGGCGCUGGAUGCCAGGGCGGAGAGGCUGGUCUGGUGAGAAAAGCCAUAGCCCGCUGCCCCACUGUGGCAGGGACAGCACAGGUGGAGCUGGGCAGGGGCCACCACGGUACUGCGGCUCUGGUGCAGGUGAUGCAGGUGGUACCUGUGACUCCCUGUCACCCUGAGCUGCUCCAGGCAUUGGCCAGGGGGCCCUGAGAGAUUGGGGUAGUGUCCAUGUGACGGGGCCACCUCCUGCCUCAAGGUCACCCCACGCUGCAGUUUGGGGGUGCUGAGCCAAUUCCCUGCUGUUGCCCCAGGAGGGCAGGACCCACACCCGCUGCAGAGGCAGAAGAAGCUGGGAUGGCUCAGGUGGUGGUCACGGAGGACACUGGGGUGGAGGCAGCCUGGGCCAGCACCUGGACCUGGCUCCUCUGAGCAGUGCAGGCCCUGUGCGCCUCCUGCCCUGCUGUGGUGAGAUCUAGGCCUCUCCUAAGCCAGGCAGAGGUGGCGAGGAAGCGAGAAGCCAUCAGGCGGAACCCAGAUCCCCCCAGAUCCUCGGGUGUGGGCAGGGCGUCCUUCCUGCCUGGAUCCUCCGAGCGGGGAGGCUCUGAGGACCCAGAAAGCUCCAUCCUCCAGGGCCCCUGCAGGGGAGCAGCCCAGCUGUUCCCCCUUCUGAAGCUGUGUUCCCUCCCAGCUGACCAGAAGGCAGGCCCAGCCGCGUGGCUGGAGAAACAAUGGCUACCGUCUCACCCUCCCUGCCGCAUGUGGCUGGAACCUCAUGACCCACGGUCAGCCCCAAACCAAAGCAGCCACAGCGAGGUUUCUCCUGAGACCCCCCACCCCGCCCCGGCUUCUCAUCACAGCAGGUGGUGCCUGGGCCAGCUGGGCCUCACUGUCUGCCAGGCGUCAGUUCUCCCUGGUGUGCACAGUGAGGAGGGGUCUGGGGAAAACGCAGCCCCUCCCCAUAGCAGGAGACACGACACGGGCUGGUGUGGCAGUAGCCAGAGGUGGUUCUGGAGCUGCCUGCACACAGCCACGCGAGCUCCGGAACACCUGGACAGAGCCCCUGGUAGCACCUGGCUCUGCCUGGGACCAGGGCCUCCGUAGCUCCCUGCCCAAGAAGUCCACUCCUCUUUCCUGCCUGCACUGCCCCUGUGUAGCUGUGAUCCCACAGCUGGCCAGGGCCUCCUUGGGCACCACCUGGUCCUCUGCUCCAUCCACCCUCGCUGCCACGUCCUCCUGGCCAUUAGGUCCGGAGCUUCCAGAGUUUCUGUCUGGACACGUGUGUGAAAGGCACACUGGGCCCCUCUGAGGUUGCUGACUCACACCCAGUCCCCGGCUAAGGUCCCCGCUCACCGUCUCAGAACAGCAAGGGCUGGAAGGGCCAGACGUCCCAGACUUAGGGCAGGGAAUGGGGAGGCUGUGGGCCCGGCCAGCUGCCCUGGUUGGGGUAGGAGUGGGGGGGCUACUCAUGUCCCCAGCUGCAGGUGAACGGGGGCAGCAUUCCCCUCCCAGGUUAAGAGUUUCUCUCCCCCAACAUGGCCAGAGACUGCCAGGGAAACCAGCGUCUCCCCGCCUUUGGCUGCAUGUUAGCCUGGGACAGCCGAACCUGCACAGGCCAUGCUCCGGGGUGGGCCUGGCUGCCUGCAGGGUGCUUACUGCAGGGGCAAUGCCUGCCACUCACUGGGCAGGGAGCUGAGCCGUCUGAAAUGUCUGCAUUCUCUGGAAAAGCUCAUGCUGGGGAGAUUGGCCUCUUCUGACACUGUUGGAAUAAUCCUGUCUCCGCUGUUUAUCCCAUCCUGUUUCUAAAGCCCACUCUGGGUGUUUCAAGCUGGAGUCUGAUCUCACCCCUGUUGUAGGAUCGUGGUGAGUGUGUGUGUGGGGUGGACACACUCAGGAACUGCCACGAGCUUUUCUGUGACUCAAGGCCUGGGGCCAGUGUGUGCCAAGAAACCCAGUGGGGCCUUCCCCUGCCUGAGCCGUAGCCCCCUCCCUCAUACCCAGUGUUGACUCCAGACAGGUUCCCUAGGGAAACAGACCCAGGUUUGGCUGACUUACCCUCUAAGUCUCCACCCUGAGAUACUUAAGGGGCCAUGACCCUGCCUGUCCAUGCAGAUGACCAGAGGUGAUCCCUGGAGUAGUCCCUGCCUUCAGCACAUUCUUAGUCUCUGGGCAGCCCAGUCCCCUCCCUGCCAGUACGGCGGUGCCCGACGGAGGACAGAGCAUGGCCCUGGCUCCCUCUCCUUGAGCCUUCUGCAUCCCACAGAGGUCAGACCAAGCCAGAGGGAGGUGCUGGAGCCUCAGGGCCCACAGGCGUGGGCCCCAUCCUCUCCCAGGGGUUUCCCAGGAAGCCCUGCCGUGCAGCUUGCCUGGACACAGGGAGCAGGGUGGCUCUGGGGCUUCGCAGAAGGGCCCGCUGGUGUUCUGUGUCUGAAUCUGCUGCUCUUUGGGAGGUCCCUCCACCCCGGGCAACAGUGGGAGGGCUGAGCCCCGGCUCCGGCUCUCCUGCCUGGCAGUCGGCCUCUGGCCCAUGAAAAGCUGCCCCAAAGUACGCUGAGCUUUCUCAGUAACAGCACAUCCGGACACUUGGUCAGGAGAGUUACAAGGGUGCGGCCUCCGUGCUGCCCCCUCCCCGCCUCCCCCAGCAGAGCGCUGCACACCGGGCUGGCCUGGCCCUAGGGCCCAGCGCCUCAGUAACACAGGCUAGGAGUACUUGAGCUCAGAAACGAAUCAGAGGGCAUCCCUGCGAGCGUCCCCCAGGGUCUGUGGACUCCUGGAGCUGCUGUGAGAACCUGGGGGAGUCCCGGGGUGCUGCAGUGCAGGGUUCUGAAUUAGGGCCAUGGACUUGAGUCUUUAGGGGAUUUGCAGAGUCCAGAAAAGCCUUUUCCAGACACAGGGGAUGGAAAGAAGAGAUGCUUGCUUUGAAGCAGCCCGGAGCCUGAGUUCAGCAGGUCAGCAUGGCGGCGCCAGCGUGGAGCAGGUGCAUCUGCCUUCCCAGGACGUGAGCGGCUCAGGGCAUGUGCUGCGUCAGGACCAGCGUUCACACUGCAGGCGCACCUGUCCUGACCCUGAGAGGACACUGCCAGGAGCCAGAGCCCCAGGGAGUCCGUCCACACCCUCUGUGCUUUGGGAUGCAAGGUCCGGCUCUCCUAGCGGAUGGGCAUCCAGAGAGAGGCAGGGUCCCCUGGCCCGUGUCGUUCGAAGGCUGCCACCUGCAUAGCACACACGUGUCAAGCCCCCGAGGACGCCUCCUUGCAGGCAGCACUGCUGAUGGCGUCGGAAGACGGCCACGCCAGCCGCUGGAGCACGGUGCGCCUCCCCCAGAGCCAGGGUCAGCACUGCACGUGGGCCAGACGGAAAUCCUGCAACAUAAAUGCUCGCUUGGAUCCAAAAGGAAACCAUACAAAUAAAGAGAUGAACAACUCUAAUGUUUUGGGGGAAAUCAAAUAAAAUCUUGCUGUAAAGAA